AUGCCUUCUAACGAACAGGGACCCGAGCGCCGCACAUCGGUGGCUCAACACCGCCGGCUUUCACAUCAAUUUGAGAGACGCGCUUGGCUAGCUCCUCCAUCAGAUGCCAUCUAUGCAGGUAUUUCGGGCUUCUUUCCAACAAAUCAGCCCUGCACCAUCGCCAUCGUCUUCCGCGAUACCACCUACAUACUGGACUUCAUCGAGAAGGUGUUUGACAUCCCCAAAGAUAAACAAGAAGCUGAUGUAACAACAAAUUUUAUCAUCUCGGAGCUUAGGUCAUAUGGAGAAAGACACUUGGAGAAGAUUAUGGGUGUGGCAAUGCCCGAAAUUGUCACCGAUCAAUGCCCUAAGCUCUGCUCGCGCCUAUGGGCAGAACUCGACAUCCUUCCCCUGGUGCUUCCAGAAUCCAUCAUGACCGAUCAAUGGAUCUCACGUGUCCCAAAGGGCCAACGGGAAGGGGAUCCAAGAACGAUUGACGAGCAGGCGGAUUCUAUGUCGCGAAAAUGCGUGCGAUUAUUUGGCCCGGAGAACCUCCCCUUGCUACAGGUGGGUUUCAUGGGCCUCGUGGAAGUUGACACUGGUUUCCAUGUGCGAAUGACAGACCUUGAUGAUUUCAAGUCAACUGUCUCCUCCAGGACGUGGUCUGCCGUGGAACACUACGCCGCAGACCUGAAGGAGAGAAAUAUUAGUAUUGCCUUUUUCAGUGCGACUCCUCAGGGUGGGGGAGUCGCGCUGAUGCGGCAUGCCCUCGUGCGAUUUUCUCAUCAUCUGGGCACAGACAUCAAGUGGUAUACACCGAAGCCGUCACCGGGGGUGUUCCGCGUAACCAAAAACAAUCACAAUAUUCUACAGGGUGUUGCAGAACCUGGAGAAAGGUUGACCGUCGAGAAUCAAAAGUUGAUGCGAGAAUGGAUUGAAGAGAAUGCCAAGCGAUACUGGCUCAGGCCUGGCGGUCCCCUGCUCCCUCCAUCAGAGGGCGGAGCAGAUGUGAUUAUCGUGGAUGACCCUCAAAUGCCCGGUCUCAUACCCAUUGCCAAAGAACAAGCACCAGACCGGCCAAUCCUGUUCCGCAGUCAUAUUCAAAUCCGCAGUGAUCUCAUCAAGGAGCCUGGAACCCCUCAGGCCGAAGCAUGGGAGUUUUUGUGGAAUCAAAUUAAGCUUGCGGACUGUUUCAUCAGUCAUCCCGUAAGCGCAUUUGUACCAAGCAACGUCCCACCCGAGAUAGUUGGCUAUAUGCCGGCAUCGACUGAUUGGCUGGAUGGAUUGAACAAAAACAUGCGCGACUGGGAUAUAGCCCACUAUGGCCGCAUCUUCAAUGCAGCCUGCAAGCUUGUGGAGAUGACAACUAUUAAUUAUCCCGAAGGUGAAUACAUCGUGCAGAUCGCACGGUUUGAUCCAUCCAAAGGGAUUUUAGAUGUGCUGAAGUCGUACGAGAAGUUUCACGACCGGUUGGCCAAUGACCAGCCUUCUCUUACACCUCCAAAGCUUGUGAUUUGCGGCCAUGGCUCGGUGGAUGACCCUGACGGAUCGCUGAUUUACGAUAUAGUGAUGGAUCAUAUCGAACAGAAUAUCCCACAUCUCCGGAAUCUGAUCUGUGUCAUGCGGCUGCGGCCUUCGGAUCAGAUUUUAAACGCUCUCCUCUCCAAGGCUACCAUUGCGCUUCAAUUAUCUACCCGUGAGGGGUUCGAGGUCAAAGUCUCUGAGGCAAUCCACAAGGGUAAACCGGUGAUUGCCACCCGUGCUGGUGGAAUCCCGCUGCAGGUUGAGGACAACAAAAAUGGAUUCCUGGUGGAUGUCGGUGACACCGAUGCCGUUGCACAGCAUUUGUAUGAGCUGUGGACGGACAAAGCCCUUUACCACCGUAUGUCGGAGUAUGCACGCAGCCACGUCUCUGACGAGAUGGGCACGGUGGGCAACACCCUUCUCUGGCUCUAUCUCGCCUCGAAAUUUUCCAAGGGCGAGCCUGUAAAGCCGAAUGGGCGCUGGAUUAACGACAUGGCCUUUGAAGAACUUGACCUUCCGUCGCUGGUAGGUGUUAACCAUCUCAAGCGAGCAGUGCAGGUGCAGAACAUGGGGUAG
This is a messenger RNA of Penicillium odoratum, 2079 nucleotides long. RefSeq names its product putative trehalose synthase (Ccg-9) (gene ccg9). The record is from RefSeq and is a predicted model, not a curated record. NCBI's taxonomy places the organism in Eukaryota, Fungi, Ascomycota, Eurotiomycetes, Eurotiales, Aspergillaceae. Gene Ontology annotation, molecular function: glycosyltransferase activity. Bases 1 to 2079 code for a protein of 692 amino acids. The transcript is spliced from 7 exons.